CUUUCUCAAACACAUAAACAAAGCACAACCAACUUGUUUUUCAAACAUGAAGUUAGCUAUACUAAUUGUAGCCAUAUUACUGGGUCUCGCAAUUAAUGGAUGCCAAUGCAAGAUCGUGCAAUUUAUCUUCGGAGAUUCAUUAUCAGACGUGGGUAACAAUAUGAACCUUCCCAAAAGUCUUGCUCAGGCCAGCUUGCCUUGGUAUGGUAUUGAUUUUGGAAAUGGCCUGCCCAAUGGAAGGUUUAGUAAUGGCCGCACUGUUGCUGAUAUUAUUGGUGACAACAUGGGUUUGCCAAGGCCACCAGCUUUUCUUGAUCCAUCUUUAACAGAAGAUGUGAUUUUAGACAAUGGUGUAAAUUAUGCCUCUGGUGGUGGUGGGAUUUUGAAUGAAACUGGUGGCUUGUUUAUUCAAAGGUUUUCUCUCAACAAGCAAAUCGAGUUAUUUGAAGGAACACAGCGAUUGAUCAUAGCCAGAAUUGGUGAAGAAGAAGCAAAUAAGUUCUUCCAAGAAGCUAGAUAUGUGGUUGCUUUAGGAAGUAAUGACUUCAUUAACAAUUACUUGAUGCCAGUUUAUAGUGACUCAUGGAAGUAUAAUGAUCAAGGUUUCAUUAACUAUUUAAUGGAAACACUUGGAGGACAACUUAAGACAUUGCAUAGUUUAGGUGCAAGGCAGCUGAUGGUGUUUGGGCUAGGACCAAUGGGCUGUAUUCCUCUCCAAAGGGUGUUAAGUACAUCUGGAGAAUGUCAAGAAAGAACUAACAAAUUAGCCCUUGGCUUUAAUAAAGCUACCGGCAAUUUAAUAAAUGAUUUAAACGCUAAGCUUCCUAAUGCAAGCUUCAAAUUUGGAGAUGCUUAUGAUGUUGUUAAUGAUGUUAUAACCGAUCCAACUAAAUAUGGCUUUCUUAACUCGGAUUCACCAUGUUGCUCGUUUGGAAGAAUAAGGCCAGCUUUGACAUGUGUUCCAGCAUCAAGAUUGUGCAAAGACAGAAGCAAGUAUGUGUUUUGGGAUGAGUACCAUCCAUCAGAUAAGGCAAAUGAGUUGAUUGCAAAUGAGCUCAUUAAGAAAUUUGGAUUUUUACGUGUUAAUGAUACAAGUGGUCCAUCUCCUGCACCACUCCCUGCCCCAUCUCCUCAGGGAUAAUACCAGAAUAUUGAUUCGACCUUUAAAAUAUAAAUAUUUGAGCAGAAACAAGUUUUUUUUUUUUUUCUUCCAUUAAUUUUCAUUAUAGAUAUUGAAGCAUCUAAUUGUUUAACUAUUGUUUUCUUUUUUUUGGAAUAUUGAGAGAAGAUUCGAAUCUGAGUUUAUACAUAUAUUACUUAUUGUCAUAUUAUGUAUAUGAAUUCAUAUAAUUUAAUUACUUUUCGUUUGUUGUUA
Messenger RNA from Jatropha curcas, 1375 nucleotides. RefSeq names its product GDSL-like Lipase/Acylhydrolase superfamily protein. The record is from RefSeq and is a predicted model, not a curated record. Gene Ontology annotation, molecular function: hydrolase activity, acting on ester bonds. Lineage: Eukaryota; Viridiplantae; Streptophyta; Magnoliopsida; Malpighiales; Euphorbiaceae.